This is a messenger RNA of Talaromyces stipitatus ATCC 10500, 5295 nucleotides long. RefSeq names its product retrovirus polyprotein, putative. The record is from RefSeq and is a predicted model, not a curated record. Gene Ontology annotation, biological process: DNA integration. The transcript has 2 exons. The coding region runs from base 1 to 5295 and encodes 1764 amino acids. Gene Ontology annotation, molecular function: nucleic acid binding; zinc ion binding. NCBI's taxonomy places the organism in Eukaryota, Fungi, Ascomycota, Eurotiomycetes, Eurotiales, Trichocomaceae.
AUGCCUCGAUCGGUAUACGGUCACAACGGCGGUAGAGCACAAGCAUCUGACUCCCCCGAACCGGAGGAUGCGGAGUUAGUUCUAGAUGUUGAUGAAAGUGACGGAGCACCGAGCGUGGGUCAGCCAGAAGAUGAUACGGCUGGGCCAUCGGGUGGACGUCAGCACACUAGACGCCUCACUAUUGACAUAAACGACAUGCACGACCUCCUGAUGGAUGAGGUUGACAGAGCAGGAUUCGCUGAAGGAUUGAAUUUCCCAACGUUCCGAAUGCUCUUUGAGCGCCAUCCCGAGGCCCUUUUUGCAGGACUCUGUGACCAGUUUACCCGUCUGGAGACAAGAGCUGGUAAGGCCCCAGCACAGAAUGACUACGUACUCUCCGAUGAAGCGCGUGGAGAGCUUGAGCGUCUCCGAAAGCGUACCGACCUUCAACACCGCGCGAUGGGGGAACUUAUCAACGAACGUGACAACCUCCAGGCACGUCUCGAGACGAUGGAACACCAGGGACGUGAAGGAACUGUCUCGACAGUGAUGACCAGUCAGAAGAAAUCAACCAAGCUUCCCGAUGGUCAGGUUUUUGUUGAUGGAAAGGAUCCGAAGUUCGAAUCGUGGCUGAUCGAUGUGGAGAACAAGUUAGAAGCGAACGCUGAUCACUAUCCAACUGCUCUAGCCCGUAUGCAGUACGUCAAGAGUAUGUGUAAAGGUGAAGCUGCUGAUCAUCUUCUUCCGCGUUUCCGUAAGGACUCACCUCAGCGCUACCGCGACGUGGAGGAUAUCUUUGAGCAUCUCAAGACUAUCUAUCAAGACGCAAACCGAGUUACGUCCGCGAAGCGUCAGUUCCGCCGCUUAUUCAUGAACGAGAUGAAGUUCCAGAAUUUCUUGUCGAAGUUCGUGCUCCUCGCCCAAGAAUCGGAGUUUCCAGCUGCCCAGUGGAAGGACGAGUUGUAUGAGCGACUCUCUCCUGAGAUGCAGGUGCAGAUGGUGAAACAGAGCUACGACGACACCAUGAGUUAUUCGACCUUUGUCCGAGAGUGUCACCAAACCGCAAACCGUUUAGAGAUGAUCGCCGAGAACGAGAAGCGUGCCCCAAAUCCUCGCAGUAACAAGGGCGGCCACGGAGGAGAUGCUACCAAGGACAACAAAAAGGACACAGCAGGAGCAGAGAAGCCGAAGGAUGGCCAGGGUAAACCGAAGCUCACCUGGAAGGAGAAGCAGCAGCUACGGGUCGAAGGAAAGUGCUUUAUCUGCAAGAUGCCGGGUCAUAUGUCGGGAGACUGCGAGUUCAAUACCGCCAAGAACCCGGACCUCAAGGCUCUGGAGCCCGCGAAAGAAGCGAUCAAGGAUAAGAGCUCUGAUUCGGAAAACGAUUUGACUGUACCUAUUCAACUAGCAAAGAAUGGAUUAUCGAUUUGCACUAAAGCAUUAGCAGACACUGGAGCCAAUGGCUUUGCCUUCUUAGAUAUUUUUCUCGCGGAAAGAUUAGCUCGACAUUUCAGCCACCACGUGGUUCCGUUGAAGCAACCCUGUCGCGUGAAGGGAUUCGACGGUAGGACGAAGAACGCGAUUACUCACCUUAUAGUGUUGUCUCUGGUGGUCGAUGGGCGAGUGAUGUAUGACCUCCCUUUCCUGAUUGUUCGGUUGGGAAAGCAUGAUGUUAUCUUGGGACGGAUGUGGUUGGCUCGAUAUAAUGUUAUGGUGGAUUGCUCCCGACGUCGCUUAUUGUGGCCUGAAGAGGUCUCGUUAAAGGAAGAAAUCCAAGCGAAGCAAUUUGUACGACUACCAAAGAAGUUGCUGUUGCGGGACCGUGAAAUUGAGAUACGCCACCAGGAAGAUGCGGACCGUCGUGACCGGCAACUCGAAGGGACCUCGAGUUCAUCUCGGACCCUGCCAGUGAAUCAUGGAAGGACGUACCGUCGCAGCCAUGAGUGUGAAUUGGACCGAAUGAGGAAGGAGCUCCAGAAGUCUUACGAGGAGCUUCCUCUGCCGGAAGAAGUCAAACCAGUCCUCAAGCCCAAACGGGUGCGAUUUCGAGAUGCGUACCCAGAGGCUGAUAUAGCUGUCAUUGGCGGAGCGGGUUUCCAGCGCCAUAUGAACAAUAAGAAAACGGAGACCUUUGUCACAAGCUUGAGUGAGAUUGAAAAGGCGAUCGAGGACAAGAGACAGCUCGAAGACGUCGCGACAGAGGAGCAAGAGAUCAAGAAGCAACUCCCAGAAUGGUAUCAUGAGUUCGCAGACGUUUUCUCCAAGAUCAAAUCGGACAAGCUACCUGAGCGAAAAGAAUACGAUCAUCGGAUUGAGCUGGAGCGCGAAGUAGAGCUGGGAUAUUGUCCUCUGUACCGAAUGACGGCAGACGAAUUGGAAGCGGCCAAGGAGUAUAUCCUUGAGAACCUAGACAAGGGCUUCAUUGCGCCCAGCAACGUACCUUUCGCCUCGCCGAUACUCAUGGCGAAGAAGCCCGGUGGCGGACUUCGGUUCUGUGUGGACUAUAGAAAGCUCAAUGCCCUUACCCGAAAGGACAGAUAUCCCCUGCCGCUAAUUGAUGAGGUUUUCGAGAGGAUUAGCAAGGCCAAGAUCUUCACCAAGUUGGACAUUCGACAGGGAUUUCACCGUAUUCGCAUGCACAAAGAUUCUUCAGAUCUGACGACGUUUAGGUGUCGAUAUGGCACAUUCAAGUACGAGGUUAUGCCGUUCGGAUUAACUAACGGCCCGGCAACUUUCCAACGAUUGAUCAACGACAUCUUCUUGGACUGUUUGGACAAGUUCCUGAUCGCAUUUAUUGAUGAUUUGUUGAUCUAUAGCGACAACGCAGCGGAGCAUGAGAUUCACGUACGGACAGUGCUGCAACGAUUGCGCGAUGCUGGUCUCCAAGCGAGCAUCAAGAAGUGCGAAUUUCAUGUGACUACGACAAAAUAUCUCGGCUUUAUAAUCACCCCCGAAGGUAUCAAGGUUGACUCAGAAAAAGUUGAAUCGGUACUUACUUGGAAGGUUCCCACCACCGUAUUAGGAAUCCAGUCGUUCCUGGGCUUCUGUAACUUCUAUCGGAAGUUUAUAGCUGAGUAUAGUCGGAUAGCGCAGCCGCUGCAUAGACUUACUCGAUCGAACGUUCCUUUUGUCUGGACUGACAAGUGCCAAGCGGCUUUUGAUAAGCUCAAGGUUGCUCUGGUAUCCGCCCCAGUGCUGGUACACUACGACCCAACGCGAUUGACGCGUGUGGAGACUGACGCAUCGGAUGGAGUGGUGGCGGCAGUGCUCUCCCAGUUAUGUGAUGAUGGAGAAUGGCACCCGGUGGCAUAUUACUCCUCUUCAAUGUCGUCAGCUGAGCACAAUUACGACAUCCAUGAUAAGGAAAUGUUGGCAAUCAUUAAGGCUUUCCGGGAAUGGAGACCAGAGUUGUUAGGACUACGUCAGCAGGAGCGUUUUGAGGUCUUGUCCGACCAUCGAGCGUUGGAGUAUUUUAUGACGACGAAAGCGCUCAGCGCGCGGCAGGUACGGUGGUACGAAUUCUUGCAGGAGUUCUAUUUCAUUCUAAAAUAUCGACCGGGGAGAGCGAAUGUCCUCGCCGACACGUUGACACGUCGAAAAGAUGAAGGUGCUCGCAAUCUUGAUCACAGGAAUCUGACUCUCCUUCCUUCGGAGGUCUUAGAUGAGCGGAUUACAACUGAAAUUGUGAUAUCAGAGCUACAAGGCGCUUCUGCGGAUAAUAGUGUGAUCAACCGAGUGCUCAAAGCCAAUGAAAGAUUCGCCUUGACACUAGAAGCAAAGGAGUGGGUGAACAAGAAAGAUUCGGACUGGCAUCUUGAAGAUGACCGUCUACUGUUCAGGAAUCGAUUGUAUGUCCCCGACGAUGAGGAUUUACGUGCGCGACUACUCGAUGAGUUACACCGCACCCCUUCGACAGCGCACCCAGGAAGAGAUAAGACAAAGGCGUUAGUCAAGGAACGAUUUUACUGGAAGGCAUGGAGCACGGAUGUAGUGCGAUAUGUGGAUAACUGCAAAACGUGUGGACGUACUACGACAUGGAGAGACCGCACCCCCGGACUUCUGCAACCUCUUCCUAUCCCGGAGAGACCGUGGCAGCACCUGUCAAUGGACUUUAUGGAAUUGCCAAAGGAUCGUUAUGGCUACGACAUGGUAUUUGUGACGGUUGACCGUCUGAGCAAGAGACCGGUGUCCAUGCCUUGCUACAAGAAGACCACAACCGCAAAGGAGAUGGCUCGACUCUGGAUUCGGUAUGUGUUCCCGUGGACCGGCCUGCCGGAUAGCAUUGUCUCAGACCGCGGAGGACAGUUUGUAUCGGAGUUCUGGAAUGAGGUCUGUCGUAUCUUGCGGAUCAAGAUCAAGCUCUCCACGGCUCGGCAUGCGCAGACGGACGGUCAGACGGAGAUCGUGAAUCAAUAUCUGCAGCAGCGGCUACGACCUUACGUCAACUUUGCAAUGGAUGAUUGGUCCGAAUACUUGCCUAUUAUUGACUUUGCGGCAUCGGCGCUGCCCCAAGCGUCAGUAAAGAUGUCGCCAUUUAUGAUUGAGAAAGGCUAUCAGCCCCGAAUGUCGUUUGACUGGAAAGAUCCGGCACCACCACGGAAGCUCACUUUGAAUGAGAAGGAAGCACAAGCUUGGGCCCAGCGGAUCCAAGAUGUCUGGGACUUCGCUCGGGGUAAUAUGAAGUUGGCGCAAGAGCGACAAAUGAUACAAGCAAAUAAGAAGCGGAGGCCUGUUGAUUUCAAGGUGGGAGAUCAGGUCUACGUCACGAACGAAGGAUGGGAUACAGGUCGACCCGGUCGUAAGCUUGGCCACCAACAAGAGGGACCUUUCCCGAUAGUGCGACAGGUUGGACAUGCGUUUGAACUCGACUUACCGAAAGGCAUGAAGGUGCACCCGAUAUUCGCGCCGGAGAAGCUCCGACUUGCUACUACUACCGAGCCCUUGAAGGGUCAACAAGAGGAUGAGAGCCCGGAGUUAGAGAUCAAUGGUCAUUCGGAGUGGGAGAUCGAGAAGGUUCUUGCAGCACGGAUUAUGUGGAGGAAGCUGCGGUAUCGUGUGAGCUGGCUAGGCCGGGACCCAGACCCGAAGUGGUAUCCCGCUGGUUACUUGAAAAAUGCGCCAUUAGCGUUGAAGGCUUUCCAUGACGACAAUCCAGAGGCACCGGGACCACCAGUUCGACUGCAGGAAUGGCUUCAAGCCGCGGAGGAAGACAGGUUCGUGGAGGACUACGCGGAUGACGAUGUUCCUGUUACGGACGCUCGCGGGCAAGCGUCUGGUGAAGGGGGGGGUAGUGUGACAGCCAGCCCUGCGGCUUGA